AUGGCUUCCGAGUACAUCAACAAGGGCCAGGAGAGUAUCCAACGCACCCUUUGGCCUGAGUUCCAGCCUAUGGCGCAGAGUAACGAGAAGAACAGCAGGCAAAAGAAUCUCGCCUACGACAUCCACCAGAAGCAGCAUCAGACCAACACUUCUUCCCCCAUUGAGGAUGAGCGCGAAGAUGUUUUCUCCCCUAGCAUCAUACAGACCAUCGAUGAGAUGAGGCCCGUCGACGGCUUUCGGAACCAGGACUACAUCGAUUGGGGCCGUACUGACGAGGAGCGCCGCGAGGCCUUCCUCGCUGAUCUCUACGAGGGGCCCUAUGUCAACAUUGGACGACCCAUUCUUGUACCUGUCUCCCGUUUGAGUCGUACCAAGCUUCGCGGAACCAGCGCUCGCAUAUUUCAUGACUCGCCUGUCGAUCUACCUUUUCCUCGUGGCUUUCGCAGAGAAUCGCCUGACGCCUUCCUUGGCCCUGCAGCUCCCAUCAACGCCACUGCUCCACCGACCCCUACCCGCCUCGGCUCCUUGUCUGUUGGCGAAGCCCGCAGAUCCAACAAGACCAUUCGGCUCGAAAAGAAUGAGAACACCGGCAUGAACAGUGACCCCAAUAAGCCCAGUCCCGGCACCGGCAACCACCUCAUCUUCGACCCGAGCCCUAAGAACCUCUUGGCUCUCGGUAUGAAAGGCAAGACCAUAAACGGCGCCCAGAGCGGCUCAACCAUGGAUAUCAACAAGAUUCAAGGCGAGACUGCUCCCUCUACCCCGCCCCAUCCCCCUCCUGGCUUCCAACAGGAGGAGGGCCCAUACGGUGCUACACCUGACCGCCCUCGUACUGUCAAAACGACACCGGCCACAAUGUUCCCCUGCAACGAUACGAAGCCAGAUGAAUCGCCUACCCUCCGCCUUCAGAUGGGGCGUCUCCGCAUCACCUCAGCUGAUGAUUUCAACUCGGGCGCGGCUGCUGGCUCUGGUUCCUCAGACCGUUAUAGCGGCCGUGCUCAUAGCCCUCACCCGUACUAUUUUGGUUACCCAGUUCCACGUACACCAACAAAGACCAAGAGAGCUCGGGGUGAGUUUGAAAGGACUACUACCCUCUCGGGCAGAGACGUCGCACGCGAGCGCGAGAUUCUGGCUCGCUUCGCCGCUGCCGCCAAAGACGAGGACGGGGACGAGGAAGAUGAGAAGGAGGAGGGUGAGGAGGAUGAGGAGCUCACGCCGAAGGCUUCGGUCCUCAACCGCCAUAUGGAUAUUGACGAGGAGUAA
Molecule: messenger RNA, 1263 nt
Organism: Colletotrichum graminicola M1.001
Lineage: Eukaryota; Fungi; Ascomycota; Sordariomycetes; Glomerellales; Glomerellaceae
Exons: 1
Coding region: 1-1263 (420 amino acids)
Source: RefSeq, a predicted model, not a curated record